AUGUCUGUUUCACGACAUACUACUUCCGAACUCCCUUACUACUGCAAGGUGGAUUCUAUCACCGAUACCACCAUCACCUACCGCAUGCUCUUCUUUAAGCCCAAUGUCAAGCAAGAAUCGAAAAAGUAUCAGUCCCGUAUUCACGGAUGUUGUACGGCUGUUUGGAUACUUACUUUGAUCGUAUUCGUGCAAACCUACUGCCUAGCCCGGUAUUUCUUGGCAUCUAUGCGUGAAGGUUGGGAACUGAAAGGUCGUGGUUAUGAUCUCGCCCUUGGACCAGCACACACAUACACAUUCGAUUCGCCACUAGCGUACAGUGGUCUGAAUGUUCCCCUGCCAUCGAAGGAUUCUAACGAUGUCCACGUUUCCGGACACAUAGAGAAGGUUUAG
Messenger RNA from Penicillium verrucosum, 390 nucleotides. RefSeq lists its product as uncharacterized. The transcript has 2 exons. Bases 1 to 390 code for a protein of 129 amino acids. The record is from RefSeq and is a predicted model, not a curated record. Lineage: Eukaryota; Fungi; Ascomycota; Eurotiomycetes; Eurotiales; Aspergillaceae.